Molecule: messenger RNA, 1041 nt
Organism: Dendronephthya gigantea
Lineage: Eukaryota; Metazoa; Cnidaria; Anthozoa; Malacalcyonacea; Nephtheidae
Product: contactin-associated protein-like 2
Exons: 3
Coding region: 1-1041 (346 amino acids)
Molecular function (GO): oligosaccharide binding
Source: RefSeq, a predicted model, not a curated record
AUGUCUGUCUUGUUAAGCAUCAAUUGUGCGUUAAUUCUAGUUCUUAUUACGAGAAUACUCCAUCUGGGCAAAUGCCAAACUGUCCAAGUUUUCUUUCGUAUAAACGAUGGUAAAUAUUUAGCGAAUCACGUCAUCGAAACCAAACACGCUGAAACCGAGUUAGAAUGUAGUAUACUUUGCGUUGACCAUGGAUCUUGUGUGUCGGUUAACUACAAAACUUCUGGAAUCGGGAAAGGUCGAUGUGAGCUCAACAACAAGGCCAUUCAAGACACAUCUGAUGUUGUUAAACGUUCGAUUGACCAAAAUUUCAAGCACAUUUUUAUAAUCAAAAAGAUACCUCCGAGUCGAGUUUCAACAAGCAAUCCAGAGAUAUCACAAAAUUUCUCCACAGGAGUGUUGAACGAUACCAACCAAUCGCCUUCAAUUUAUGUUGAAACUUCUUGUACGAAUUUACGAACAAAAAAUCCAGCAACUGUGAGUGGGAUAUAUUCUAUAAAACCACAAGGCUUUAACUUAUUGGUUCGAGUAUUUUGUAACAUGACUUCAAAGAAUGGUGUUGGCGUGACAGAGAUUGGACAUGACAGUGAAUCGAGGACACUUGUGGACGGAUAUAAUCGCCCGGGUUCUUAUAAGAGAAAGAUUAAAUAUGUCAUUUCCACGGAGCAGAUAGUCGUCAUAAUGAAUCAGUCAAAGUAUUGUGAGCAGUUUAUAAAAUACGAAUGUCAUGGUAGUAGGUUGCUGAAAAACUCGAAUGGUUGGUGGGUAUCACGUCAAGGUUCAAAGAUGAAUUACUGGGGCGGAGCGGCAGUCGACAGUGGAAACUGUUCAUGUGGAAUGACCAACAGCUGUGCAGGUGGACGUAAAUUCAAAUGUAAUUGUGACAAAAAUGACGAAACAUGGCGUGAAGACAGUGGAUACCUGACAGACAAGAACACGCUGCCUGUUACUGAACUUAGAUUUGGAGAUACUGGUGACGAUCCGGAUUCUAAAGGAACUGAGCUUGGUUAUCAUACCCUUGUUAAAUUACGUUGUUGGGGUUAA